AUGAACCGUCUACCGGUAUCAAGCCUCAUGUCUCCCCCCGAGUCGAAGCCGAUCGAGAGCUUCCACUCUACAUCUCCUUUUACCAAACCGGAAUCUACUUCCUCGCUGGGCGACAUCAAACUACCCCCCAUCUCAGCUGAUCGCAAGCGCACACAGUCGGAGAUGGACCUGCCCUCACCACCGGUGACCCCGUACACAGGCACCAAGAAGCGUCGGUCGCAUACCGCCGACCAAAUCGAUCGUGAUGUCGGUUCCUCGCGGGACCCCGUUCUCUUUCCCCGUCAUGACUCUCACUCCCAGCCUGGGGCCGACGAGCCCCUAUUUGGACCCAUUGCCCCGCCGGCGGCUGCGGCGCUGGUCGACCAACAUAUCAUUUCGCACAUGGCUCGCUUUGAGAAUAAGCGAAAUAAGCCGACUCGGGAUGAGUACUUGCUGGCCUUGUCAUGCGUGCCGAUUGUCGCGACCCAGUAUAACCGCAACCCGGCCGCCUGGGCUCGGGAAGAGCGAGAGACACUCGAACGCCAGCUGGUCAUGAUGAAUCGCAGCCGACCCGCCGAUCCAGACGCUCGUCUGAAGAAGAUUGCCCCCGCCCCCGCGAAGAAAGUUGGGGGCGUCGCCCCGCCCCGUACGCCGCGGACCCGCGUGAGGCGCACUCCCAAAUCUACCCCUAAUCAACCACCCCUCGACUCCUUUGAGUCUCCCCCCUCGGCCAAGCCCCGUGCGCUCGGUACCAACCGGGAUGACACGGAUUUCCAUGCCCUGCAGGACUUCUCACCUCCCAUGGAUUCCCUGCAGGGCAACGCGAAGGCACUCAAGGCCGACUGGAAAGGGCAAGUGCUGGAUUUGAGCAAUGACCCGGACCGACAUCUGCUCAGUCCCGCCGAGCUCAAUCUGGCCUCCACACUGCGACUUUCGUGUGCGACCUACCUCUGCAGCAAGCGACGCAUCUUCGAGGCUCGCGUCCGCGCCCUGACCGUGGGCAAGGAGUUCCGCAAGACAGAUGCCCAGCAGGCCUGCAAGAUUGAUGUCAAUAAAGCUAGCAAGUUAUGGACCGCCUACGACCGUGUCGGUUGGUUCCACGAAGACUUAUUCCGCCAAUAUCUGAGAUAG
Molecule: messenger RNA, 1110 nt
Organism: Penicillium argentinense
Lineage: Eukaryota; Fungi; Ascomycota; Eurotiomycetes; Eurotiales; Aspergillaceae
Product: SWIRM domain-containing protein
Exons: 1
Coding region: 1-1110 (369 amino acids)
Biological process (GO): chromatin remodeling; regulation of transcription by RNA polymerase II
Cellular component (GO): SAGA-type complex; nucleus
Molecular function (GO): transcription coactivator activity; chromatin binding; protein binding
Source: RefSeq, a predicted model, not a curated record